AGUGAUCAGCUAGUUGGUGACAGCAAGGAUCGAAUUUGCCACUUUUUGMUGCGUUUUGUGCUGUAAAUUUCGCGGUAUACCGAUAAGUAGUUCUAUUUGAGAUAAAGGAAUGCAACAUGACUAGUUAGUCCAAGUUUGUUUAUCAAAUUUUCGCUAUAAUUUUACCACCACGUGGAUACAAACAACAAAAUGGCGUCUCACAAACAAGACAAAUCCAGUAUUAAGCCCAAUUCUAAAGAUCUGAUGGAUUUUCCUAUGAUGAGUGCAUCAUUAAGAUCAAAGCUAAUGUUGUCUGAGCAGACAAGGAAAUCCAAAGGCCCACCAAAGACUUUUAAAGUUGGAAAAUCUUCAGUUCUUGACAGAGUGCAAACAUUUCUACCAUUAAUGGCGGAAGCUGACCAAAAACUUAAAGAAGAUUUGCAAAGUUUGCCAUCAGGAUCCUUGAAUAUUGAGAAUGUUAAAGAGGAUCAGGAACAUGUUGAAAUGAGCCUGGCACUAGUUGARAAUGAUUAUGAUGAUAGUGAACCAUCUAGUGAGUCAUCUUGCAGUGAAGAAGAAAGCGACAGUGAAGAUAUUAAGACUGAAUAUAUUGAUAAUGGAAAAGUUACAGAGGACAAUCUUGUUUUAAAGAAACCUAGCCAGAAGCCAGUAAUUGAAAUAUUGAAAAAUGGCAAAAGCAGUCCUGAUGUAUGAUAGUGAUAUGGAUAACAUUAAUGAUUAAUAUUGUAUAUAUUCUAUACUAUCAAUUUCUGCACUUCUUUAAUGUCCAUUUUUUCAUAAACUCAUAGUGUCAAUAGCAGACAUUUUAGUGGUAAUUUUAAUGGUUGAGUUCUGGCUCGAGAGCUAAUGUGCUAAAUAUGUCUGCCAUGGAGAAUGGAUGAGUUGCCAGUAACCAGGCCCUCUCAUUAUUACAAUGCAUUCUGUGUAUGCCAAGGGGCAAACAACACGAUGCGAGUAAGAUAAAGUAUGAGGAUUUUGUUGUCAGCGUGCUUUUACUUCAUUUUAUAAGUAUUUUGGAAAAGAAUGCAUUGUAAUAACGAGAGGGCCUGGUUACUGGCAACUCAUUCAUUUGAUUACAAUGCCAUUAUGGUAUAAGAAUAUUAGCUCUAACUUUUAUUAUAAUAAACUCAAUAAAACUCUUUAGUUUUUUUAA
Exaiptasia diaphana is the source of this 1153-nucleotide messenger RNA. RefSeq lists its product as uncharacterized. The record is from RefSeq and is a predicted model, not a curated record. Gene Ontology annotation, biological process: box C/D snoRNP assembly. Lineage: Eukaryota; Metazoa; Cnidaria; Anthozoa; Actiniaria; Aiptasiidae. The coding region runs from base 190 to 693 and encodes 167 amino acids. Gene Ontology annotation, molecular function: box C/D methylation guide snoRNP complex binding. The transcript has 4 exons.